Molecule: messenger RNA, 645 nt
Organism: Oryza brachyantha (malo sina)
Lineage: Eukaryota; Viridiplantae; Streptophyta; Magnoliopsida; Poales; Poaceae
Product: NDR1/HIN1-like protein 10
Exons: 1
Coding region: 1-645 (214 amino acids)
Biological process (GO): defense response to other organism
Source: RefSeq, a predicted model, not a curated record
AUGUACUCCGGCCAAGAACUCCAUGUCGAGGAGCACGGGGGCGGCGCUCCUCCUCCAUACCCUCAGGAUCAGCGCCGGCCGCCGAGCGCGUUCCGCGUCCUGGUCAGGGCAUUCAUUGCCGCCUGCACCGUCGUCGUCUUCGUCGCCCUCCUCGUCUGGCUCAUCUACCGGCCCCGGACGAUCCAGGUGGCCGUGGACGAGGCGACGCUCUCCCGCUUCGCCCUGAACACGAGGGCGAGCCCCCGGCCGGUGCUCUCCUUCAACCUCACCGCCGGGCUGACCAUCCGCAACCCCAGCAGGCGGACGGCCGUCUACUACGACGUGCUGUGGGCGGAGGGGUUCUACCGCGCGGAGCGAUUCGGCCGGGCCGCGCUGCCGCUGUCGUUCCAGCGCGGGAGGCGAUCCGACGCGGUGCGCGCCGUGCUCGUGGGGAGCUCGGACGCGGGCGCCUGGGACGCCGGCGCGUUCGGCGGCGACAACCAGACGGGGGUGUUCCCGGUGGACCUGUGGGUCGCCGGCGCCGUGCGGUACAAGUACGGCGGCCUGAUGACCACGUCGGCGACCAUGCUGUCCGCGAGGUGCCCGCUCGCGCUGAAGCUCAUGGCUGCGUCGAGCAGGGUGGAGUGUACUGUGAUCAGCUUCUAG